Molecule: messenger RNA, 1050 nt
Organism: Podospora pseudocomata
Lineage: Eukaryota; Fungi; Ascomycota; Sordariomycetes; Sordariales; Podosporaceae
Product: 1,2-dihydroxy-3-keto-5-methylthiopentene dioxygenase
Exons: 2
Coding region: 469-990 (173 amino acids)
Molecular function (GO): acireductone dioxygenase [iron(II)-requiring] activity
Source: RefSeq, a predicted model, not a curated record
CCAAAAACCAGGGUUGUGUAUGCAGCACACCCACAACCCUUACCCACGUCAUCCCGUAACAAUACGCUAUCAAAACGGUAACAGUUCCGAUUGCGCAAUUGCGGGACAUUUUUGACGACGUCACGCACAUCCUCCGAUCUUGUCACGCAAAAAGAUGUGUGGUUCAUCUGGUCUGUUUGACAUGCCACUUCUGGCAUAAUCUGCCCGAUAUCUUAUAGAAAAUUUGCCGUGCGUGCUGCGUGAGGUGUGCCUUUUGAAGGCGCAAGUGUUCGUUGUAUUUCUGGAAAAAGGCAGCGCCCGCCCCUCAUCACCAAAAUAAUUUAUAACCCCACCAUCCCCCUGCCCUUUCCAUCAUCAAUUCCACCCAUUUCUCACCUCACCUCUCACCUCUCAGCUCUCACAUUCACAACUCCAAAUCUCACACCCCAAACCUCAGUCUCACACCAUUAUACUCAAAAGUAGCCCAAAAUGAAAGCCUACAUCUACGACGACCUCCCCGGCGACCAACGCCUCCCCCACAACUCAGGCACCCCCAUCUCCCCCUCGGAGCUCCUCUCCCUCGGCGUCCUGUACCACCACAUCCCCUCCCUCUCCGACGUCGACGCCCUCGCCGCCGAGCGCGGGUACAAGAACCGCGACGAGAUCACCGUCUCCCCCGAGGCCAUGGGCGACAUCUACGAGACCAAAGUCAGGUCCUUCUUCGACGAGCACCUCCACGAAGACGAAGAGAUCCGGUACGUCAAGGACGGCAAGGGGUACUUUGACGUCAGGGACAAGGACGAGAGGUGGGUGAGGAUCUUCCUCGAGAAGAACGAUCUGAUCAUCCUGCCGGCGGGGAUUUACCACAGGUUUACUACUGAUGAUGAUAAUUACAUCAAGGCUUUGAGAUUGUUCAAGGACGAGCCCAAGUGGACGCCUCUGAACAGGACUGAGGGGUUGGAUGAGAACGCUUAUCGCAAGGAGUAUGUUCAGCAGUUCUUGGCUGCUUGAGCAUGAUGAUGUUAUGGAACUGGGGAAGCAAAGCAAGCAAGCAAGUUAGCAAGCUAGUGA